GUUAUCAUAAUAUAGACAAUACGGUAAACUAUUUUCCUAAAAGCAUGCGUUCUAUGAGAAUGUUUACUCUACACGCGAAUGUUUAGAUUAACCAAGUGUUAUGAUAAUGGCGGGGUUAGCCGCCGUAAUCAUUUUAGUACGAUCUUUACUAUAAUCAGGACGACUGGCACACGUACAUAGGUACACUUAAGAUCAAUGGAAGCGGGUCACGCGUAUUCAUUCUUCUAGAGUGUUUCCUGUUUGUCUGUGUAAAAAAAUAGUAACAAGUAUGGAGGUGUAAAGGUGGUAGUGAAGUUUUAACCACCGACCUUAACAACUUGCUGGCAGUAUUUUAGGCAAAUUAAAAGUCCAUCUGCGUCUUCAAAAUGUUGUCUGCGAGUUGUUGACGAUAACGCUGCUGGUUAUAACGCUUAUAAGUCUUAUGACAGUCGAAUAUUGAUUUAAAAGGUGAUUUCUGUGCGAGAGUGUCCUGUGAUUGUGUAGAUAGAGUAUCUCUGAAGUCACAACAUUGCAAAAGUUUUUAAUACGCAUGAUUUUGCUGGAAUUGUGUUAAGGUUUGCAAUGACUAUACAGUACAACCGACAUCUGAGGCCCUGAUGCGCUUGUUGGUGCUCUGUAGCGCGCUGUGCCAUGCGCUGGCUUUGCGAGCCCCGCAGCUCCGGCCGCCGCACCGCGACGUGGUGACCAGCUCGGGCACGGUGCGCGGGUACCUGGCGCGUCACCCGCCACACUACGCCUUCCUCGGCCUGCCCUACGCGCGCCCGCUUCCUGCCCACGCCAGGUUUAAGGCUGCAGAGGCCCCCGUGCGAUGGGACGGCGUGUUCGAAGCGACGUACCGUGUGCGCUGCGCUCAGCUCGGCCAGCGCGUCGAUGCGGCGUGCCUGGUGCUUAACGUGUUCGCGCCUGAGCACGCCACGUCGCGCCCCGUGUUGGUGCACCUGCACGCUGGACACUUCGCCACCGGAUGGGGAUCUCACAGAGGACCUUCGCGUCUCCUGAAUCUGGGCUAUGUAGUGGUGACGCUGAACUACCGGCUCGGUGCCGAGGGGUUCCUCUGCUUGGGCACGAGCGCGGCGCCCGGGAACGCGGGGUUGAAGGACCAGGUGGCUGCGUUGUCCUGGGUCCAUGAGAAUAUUGACAAGUUCGGCGGCGACUUUUCGCAGGUGACCUUGUACGGGACGGGCACGGGCGCCGCCGCUGCCGAGCUGCUGCUCCUGUCGGGCGCCAUCGACGGCUAUAUACAGCGAGUGAUCCUGGAGUCGGGCUCGGCCCUCGCGCCGACUUCGCUCGCCGCCGAUCCCGUCGCCGCGGCGCUGGACGUAGCUACAAAAUUAGGCUACGAGGACAAUGGCAAUAACACAAUAGACGACCUCGCUGUGUUCUACCAAAACAUCGCGGUUGCGAAAACACUGAAUCAUUCUAACAGAUUUGCACCCUGUGUUGAAAGCCUUGCAGAGUACUAUUCAGCUUUAUUGAUUAAAGACCCUAAAGAAAUUCUCCAAAGAGCCAUAUUCAAGCCUGUCCCUCUUUUAAUAGCGUAUUCAAAAGAGAGGUUUUAUGACGGUGACGACAUGUUCCAUAAUGUACCGAAUAGUUUCGAAGAUCUUCUGCCAAAUAAUUUGGAGUUCGAAAGUGACGAGAUGAAAUUUAAAAUUGGUGAGCAGGUGAAAGAGACUUACUUUCAUGAACUGGAGACGGGUGUGGGUAUAGUUGAAAAUUUUGAAAAUUAUAUAAAUGAUGUGUUCACGGUGUAUCCGAUUGUGAAGUCUGCCAUCCUUCACGUGGCUGCAAGCGGCUCCCCGGUGUACCUGAUGGAGUUUGUACCCCGUGGUGAUAGCAUAUUUGAAUAUGUUUUUAGUAAAGAGGACUUUGAUGAAGAAGAGGAAUUAAUUGCCCAGACAUUGGUGGCCAUGUGGAGUAAUUUUAUGAUGUAUAGUGACCCUACACCCUUGAAAUCCACGCUAUUGCCUGUGGUAUGGCUGCCAGUCACUUUCCGAAUAAGAAACGAGAAGCCAGACAUCAGCUCCGCCUCGUGCCUUGUGUUUCAUCUCGGCCCGAUCACGAUGUCAAUGGGCAUGCCUUCCUCCAUACACACGUUGCCCAUCUGGGACCACAUCUACGAUAAGUUCUAUAAAUCGCACACACCAAAGCUUGAGCUGUCGGAGAGUGAUGUCUUGUUGUAUAAUGAAGAGAUUGCUUUCAUAUCCAAAAUGAUUAAACAACCACCUGGAGGAGACUAUAAUGCAAAGAGUGAGGAAAAUGAUGACAAUGUGAAUGUUGAAAUUGGUAGUGGUGUAAAUGAUGAUAGUGACAGUACAGAACAAGUAGAUGAGAGUGACAGUACAGAACAAGUAGAUGAGAGUGACAGUACAGAGCAAGUAGAUGAGAGUGACAUUAGAGAACAAGUAGAUGAGAGUGACAUUAGAGAACAAGUAGAUGAGAGUGACAUUAGAGAACAAGUAGAUGAGAGUGACCAUAGAGAACAAAUAGAUAAAAGUGACAGUAGUGAUUUAUAUGAAGAUUAUGAGACUAGACCUGAUGGUGGAGCUGGAAAUGAAUAGAUAGAAUAGGGGAAUAAUUAAAAAGGAAAUGUUAAAAACAAAGGGGAAUGCAAAAGGUACUCCUUACAGCACAUUUGGUAGAGAUUUAAAUAUGUACAUGACAAGUUACUGAUUUUAUUGUAACCAGUUUAUUUCUUUGAAAAUGUGCAUUCCUAUUUUUGUGGUAUAAUAAAUAAAUACCGCUUAGACUCAAAGAGCUAGUGUAUAAGUGUAUUAUCCGUCCAGUCCUACUUUAUGGCGCUGAGACGUGGCCGGUUCUUGGAAGGCACGUUCAGGAGCUUCGCGUUACAGAGAUGAAGAUGCUGCGAUGGAUUUGCGGCGUUACGCGCACUGACCGCAUUCAUAACGAGUACAUCCGUGGCAGCCUCGCAGUCCGUGACGUAGCAGAGAAGCUCCAAGAAUAUCGCCUCCGGUGGUUCGGCGACGUUUGUCGUAGGCCAGCUGACUACGUAGGAAACAUAUGCCUUAACCUAGCCCUUGAUGGCCCCCCACCCCAAGGCAGACCAAAAAAGCGAUGGCUCGAUGUCUCGUGAAAGCAGAUAUGAGCGUGAACGGGCUCACACGAGAUGACGCCCAGGAUCGCGCAAAGUGGAGGAAAGCAAGUAGAAAAGCGAACCCUGGCAAAGGGCGGGAUACCGCUAGGUAGAAGAAGAAGAAGAAGAAGAAGAAUAAAUACUUCUUGCCGUAGUGUGCAGUUUUUGAUGAAAAAUGAAUACCUUUUAAAUAAAAUUAUAGUUGUCAGUGUCCAAACCUCUUAAACACUCUGACAAUUUGUGCAGAGUGUUAAUGUUUUGUUUUUAGAUAA
Messenger RNA from Cydia splendana, 3366 nucleotides. RefSeq names its product juvenile hormone esterase-like. NCBI's taxonomy places the organism in Eukaryota, Metazoa, Arthropoda, Insecta, Lepidoptera, Tortricidae. Bases 597 to 2561 code for a protein of 654 amino acids. The record is from RefSeq and is a predicted model, not a curated record. The transcript has 5 exons.